GAGGCCCGAGCGCCGUAUGCGCCGCAGGCCUCCCCUGCAUGCGAGCUCCCCACAGGAACUACGACUCAUAUGUAGAUCCUUCGCAGAGCGCCCGCGCUCCGACAGACAGUGAGCAUCAUCACAACCAUUCACUCCAACCCUCCAGUUCCUGGGCAGCGACAAGCCACCAUGUCGAUAUCCACGUCGCCCUCGCUCACCAACAUGGCCAUGCUUCUCACACCCUCGUAUCUUGGAUCCCGAGACUCCGACCCCCAGGCCACCCCCGGGUCGUCCCUCCCCACCGACGACACCCCCAGCACGCCGUCAUCCACACAACCAGCAAAACGACCCAAGACCAGACCCAAGUACACCCACCCCUGUGACGCAUGCCUGCUCCGCAAGGUCAAAUGUGACCAGUUGACACCAUGCUCACGCUGCGUCAAGCUCUCGCUCCCGUGCACCAACAAGCGUCAGCGCAAACGGUCGGGAGGCGCCAGACUCCGCCAGGAGACCAGGGAGGCCAUCUACCGCAACGCCCUGGACGACCCCAGCAGCGGAACGCUCUCCACCACCAGGCGCACCUUCGUGCCCACGCUUCCCAUGGACAAGCUUCUCGCAUGCUUACAGAUCUACCAGACGUGGUACUACGGGGUGUGGCCGGUGGUAAGCGUGGCCCAGUUGAUCCUGCGGUUGGUGACAGCGUCCAGCGCGUCUGCAGCGGUCGCCAGCUUCGACACCACCGACAACAUCCAGGCGUACUCGUUGGCGUGUGCGUUGUCUGCAGCCAUCGCCAUCCACGCCACCUUCAUCACCACCAGCAACGCGCUCAUCUCGCUACCGCCAGACCUCGACCUCCCCUACUUGGUGGACGAGGCCGUGCGUGCACGCAACUUCUACAACUACCGCCACCACCCGUCGCCCGAGAGCUUGCUCACCUCGUUCUUCCUCUACGUGUACCACGUCAACGUCAAAGGGUGUCUGGCGUCCGCCAUCAUGUACUUGCGCGAGGCCAUCACCAUGGCGCAGGUGUUGGGCAUGCACAGCGAAGGCAUGUACCACAGGAAGCUGCCUGCAGAAACCCACCGCUUGCGCAAGAUCUACUUCCUCCUCUUGGUGACCGAGCGGUUCAUGAGCAUCGAGGACGACUUGCCCAUCAUCCUCGAGCCGUCCAUCCCCUACCCGCUGCUCGAGGACGAGGAGUACCCGUGCUUGCUCACGGGCUUCACCCAGCUUGUGCGGGUGUUUUCCAUCCCCGACAAGUCGUUUUUUGACCGCAUCAUCGCCAUGAAGGUCGGCGCCGCAGACACCGCCAGCGGCGGCACCAGCGCCCCUCUCUUGACCGGCGGCGCCCCCACCCCUGGCUGGUGUUCCGCCAACUGGAUUAUCAGCGUCCAGCACCAGUUGAGCUACAUCAAGAUCUUGACGGAGAUCCCCGACGUCCAGAAGCUCAACAUCUUGUUGAGCAAGUACUGGAUGAAGUCGCUCACCUGGGACAUCACCAAAAAGAACGACUUGUUGGUGCUUGGCAACACCAACGUGGACGAGAGUUUGCAGCCAAUUCUCCCCAUUCUCAUAGCCGAGCAGUUUUUGCACGACACCAAAGACCUCCCGCUCUUUGCGUUCGAGUCCAACGGCCCGGGCGUGUGUAUCAAGUUGAUCGGCAUGGCCGAGGGCCUCAUCGACUCCAUCAGCAUCAUUGGGUUCAAAAACGAGUUGAAUCCGUCGCAUGUAGGCUUCCAACACCUCAACAAGAUCUACACGCUCAUUUCGAAGCUCAAAAACGACGUGACAUUGCCGACGGGAGAGUACGAGAAAAUCAAGCACUUCAUAGUGGCCAACUCCAGGGCCACCAGCUUGCAGGUGCCCCGGACAGGGUACAUUUCCGAGGUGGAGGAGAGCGACGAGUCGCCCGAUGGGCAACAUGGGCAAAAUGAUAAUGGACAGCAAAGUCAGGCAAAUGGACACCAAAGCCAGGCUAAUGGACACCAAAACGUGCAGAAUGGGCAGAGUGCCCAAAACUUCCAAAAUGGGCAGAAUACCCAAAACCUCCAAAAUGGGCAGAGUGCCCAAAACCUCCAAAACCUCCAAAACCACCACGACCAGCCUCCCUCGCUGGACGAACUGGCCCAGGGGUCCCCGUUCACCCAGAUCACAAAGGCGUUUUGCAUGCCCUCCAUGCACCCAAACAAGCCGUUCGGUGUCAGCUUCGACGAAAUCCUCACCCCAGAAAACUUCGACAGACACGAGUUCAGGGCCCCUGUGGGCGUAGGAGGCAUACUCAACUACGAGGUUCCGGGGUUCCACUUUGAAGCCAUGCAAGAAAACCAUUCAAAUGCCAUGGUGCAAGUAGAAGUGAUGCAUCACCCUAAUCAGGGAAGCAAUCAGGUCAUGGUUAAGGAUUACGACGAAUACGUGGACUCGACCUCGACCAGUUCGACCACAUCGUCGGAAAAUAGAAGCACGCCUAUUUCGUGGAAUUAAUCAGGUGCCAGGAAGGCAAAGGAAAAGGGUUAUAGAUUAAUGUACGAGUGUGCAAGAAGAUGUAGAGAUCGAUGGCAAGUAUAGUAAGAGGGUAGAAGAUUGGAAGAUUAUCUAAGAUGAACCCAAACAGCGGCAUAAAAAGAUGACAGAUGGAAUGAACAGUCAUAAUAGGAUUUUCCAGACGACAAAAUCAUCAACAUCUGUUUUAUAUACAAUGCAUAUUAAUAGCA
This is a messenger RNA of Suhomyces tanzawaensis NRRL Y-17324, 2690 nucleotides long. RefSeq names its product Zn(II)2Cys6 transcription factor. The record is from RefSeq and is a predicted model, not a curated record. The coding region runs from base 169 to 2460 and encodes 763 amino acids. Gene Ontology annotation, molecular function: DNA binding; DNA-binding transcription factor activity, RNA polymerase II-specific; zinc ion binding. Lineage: Eukaryota; Fungi; Ascomycota; Pichiomycetes; Serinales; Debaryomycetaceae. Gene Ontology annotation, biological process: DNA-templated transcription; regulation of DNA-templated transcription. The transcript has a single exon.